Molecule: messenger RNA, 867 nt
Organism: Kickxella alabastrina
Lineage: Eukaryota; Fungi; Kickxellomycota; Kickxellomycetes; Kickxellales; Kickxellaceae
Product: inorganic pyrophosphatase
Exons: 2
Coding region: 1-867 (288 amino acids)
Biological process (GO): phosphate-containing compound metabolic process
Cellular component (GO): cytoplasm; nucleus
Molecular function (GO): inorganic diphosphate phosphatase activity; magnesium ion binding
Source: RefSeq, a predicted model, not a curated record
AUGGCAUUCACCACCCGCGUUGUUGGCCAGCCCGACACCCUCGAGUACCGUGUCUUCAUCGAGAAGGACGGCAAGCCUGUCUCGCCCUUCCACGACAUUCCUCUUUUCGCCGAUGAGGCCAACCGCAUUUUCAACAUGGUCGUCGAGAUUCCUCGCUGGACCAAUGCCAAGAUGGAGAUCAGCAAGGAGGAUGCGCUGAACCCCAUCAAGCAGGACAUCAAGAAGGGCAAGCUGAGAUACGUGCGCAACGCCUUCCCCCACCACGGCUACAUCUGGAACUACGGCGCUUUCCCCCAGACCUGGGAGGACCCCAACCAGACCAACAGCGACACCAAGUGCAUUGGCGAUAACGACCCCGUCGAUGUCUGCGAGAUUGGUGAGGCCAUCGGCUACAUCGGCCAGGUCAAGCAGGUGAAGAUCCUGGGCGUCAUGGCUCUGAUUGACGAGGGCGAGACCGACUGGAAGGUCUUGGCCAUCGACGUCAAUGACCCCCUGGCCUCCAAGAUGAACGAUGUCGAGGACAUCGAGCGCUACAUGCCCGGCCUUCUGCACGCCACCAACGAGUGGUUCCGCAUCUACAAGAUCCCCGAUGGCAAGCCUGAGAACCAGUUUGCAUUUGGCGGCGAGGCUAAGCCCAAGGCUUAUGCCAACGAGGUUGUCAAGGAGACCGCCGAGGCCUGGGCCGAUCUUAUCAGCGGCAAAACCAAUAGCGGAAAGAUCGCUCUUGCCAACACCCUUCUCGCCAACUCGAGCACUAUCUCCGAGACCAACGCUGAGGAGAUUGUCGCCAGCGGCAUUAGAAAGGAUGCCCCGGUUAUUGACCAGACUCUGCACAAGUGGUUCUUCAUCUCGGGAUCCAAGAUCUAA